AUGGUUCUUUCUUGCGACAAACCGAUUAAAGAAUACCUUUCCAAAUUCUCGGUAAUCCGUUUGGCCGGGCGCAAUGAUAAAUGCGUCUGCGGCGCUGACAAACGAGAUGACAGCGUCAAUAAUUAUUUCAGCCCACACUUCCAUCUAGACACUAUCAACGAUAGACUUUUUUUUUAUUUCUUUCUUUCUUUGCUUGCUCUCUCUGUAUUUGCUCUGCAACUUUACCAUACCAGCGUGGCAACGCAAAAGCAGCUGGAAUCGUCUUGGACACCAUGUUUUAAAAUAAUCAAUAUCUAUCUAUCUAUCUAUCUAUCUAUCUAUCUAUCUAUCUAUCUAUCUAUCUAUGUUAGCGUCUAUCUGUGUAUCUUCUUUCUCUCCUCUCUCUCUCUCUCCCUCUCUCUCAGUCUGUUUGUAUCUAUUACCCUUCAUAAAUCUCUCCCUUACUAUCUAUCUAUCUAUCUAUCUUAG
This is a messenger RNA of Acanthosepion pharaonis, 468 nucleotides long. The record is from the annotation of a GenBank genome assembly. NCBI's taxonomy places the organism in Eukaryota, Metazoa, Mollusca, Cephalopoda, Sepiida, Sepiidae.